UACAUCACAGUCAAGUCCCUCCCCCUGCCGAUACGCAUCGUUGUUGACUGAUAUCAAAGAUGGCGACUGGAACCGCGUAAAUUGGUGAUUCCGGAGAGUGACACAGAGAGACGGGCAAGCCUGUUGAGGAGAAAAGAGAGAUCAUGGCUUUUGAGGAGAUCAAGAAGAAAGGAGUAGUUGAGGUAGGGAUGGAAGGGGAAGUGGGCCUUGUGGCUGGUCGCAGUCAGAGAGAGAAGAGGAGAUCAUACAAGGAUCUGCUCAGAGAGGAGGAGGAGAUUGCUGCACAGGUCCGCAAGUCCUCCAAGAAACGGCCCAAGGACUCAGAACCUUUCUUAUUGGGAGGGGACUCCCACAAGAAGAAGAAAAAGCACAGUGAAGACUACUAUUACAGAGACCAGCAAGGCUCAGGCCCACCUCUCCACAAGAAGAAGCGAAAGUCGUCGGACCACUCCCCUUCCCUGUCCUCCUCGUCUUCCUCCCAUCCCACAGACACAGCCAUGGGGCUCCUACAGGCCAUCACCUCCCCUAUGGCCACCGGCUCAGACCCGAGCCCACACCUGCACAAGAAGCCCUCCUAUCCCUCCUUCUCUUCCUCCCACUCCUCCAAAGACCGCAAACGUGAUGGGAGCACCGGAGGAAGCAAAGGCAGCCACUCCUCUCAUUCCCGCCCUAUGUCCUCAUCCUCCUCUUCCAAAAAGCACUCCUCCUCCAAGUCGUCGUCUCUGUUCCAUGGUGGUACCGGUACCCCUAAAGGAGAUCUCCUGAACAUACGUGAGCCGGAUGGGCUGAGGAUGAAGCUCAUGGUCUCGCCUAAGGAGAAGGCCGAAGGAGAGGGCUUUCCCUUCCCUCCCCACUCCUCCUCAUCCUCAAAGGGGGAUAAAAAGGAGAAGGACAGAGAACGGAAGCAGCUCUCUAAAGUCCCCAAGAAGAUGCAGCAGAGCCGAGAUCCACUGCCUGUUGUGGGGAAGGAAGUGGAGGUGGAGGGGCACUACGGUGGGGGUAUGGGGGGAGACAGCUCCUCCUCGGGGGGCGAACUGGAGGCAGGAGAGCUGGUGAUAGACGACUCGUACAAGCAUCUGUCAAAGAAAAAGAAGAAGAGCAAGAAAAGCAAGAAGAAAAAGGAGAAAGAGAAGGACAGGGAGAAAGACAAAGGCGGGAGAGAGAAGAAGCACAGCAAAGGAUCAGGAGGGGACCCAUCGAGAGGCCACACCCACACCCAUGGCUCAGCCAAUCACUCUGCAGCUGGUGGAAUGUAUGCCAUGGGGGCCCCCAUCCCUACUCCCAUCCUUACUCACCAUCAUCAAAGUAAUGAAGUAGCAAUGAUGGAGAAGAAGAAAAAGAAGGAGGAGAGGGAAAGGGAAAAGCACGAGAAGGAGAAAGAUAAGCCCAAGAAGAAGAACACAACAGCGUACCAGGUGUUCUGUAAAGAGUACAGGGUCAACAUCAAUGCAGAGCAGCCGGGACUAGAAAGGCUUUACUGUGUUUGCAGUGUUGGGGAGCUGAGCAAAAGGUUGGCAGAGGUGUGGAAACAGCUCCCAGAAAAAGAUAAACUGGUGUGGAAGCAGAAAGCUCAGUACCUGCAGCACAAGCAGAACAAAGCUGAGGCCACCACAGUCAAACGCAAGAGCUCCACAGAUGGAGUCAAAAGCAAAGGCUCUAUGAAGGGCAUGGGGCUGGGAGCAGGGCUGGUGUCCCCCAACCGGGCGUCUGUGGGUGUGUCCCUGUCACCAGCACGGGUCCCUGAUGUCGACCCCAUCGAUGCGGCCGCCCACCUGCAGUUACUGGGAGAGUCCCUGUCCCUCAUCGGCCACCGAUUACAGGAGACAGAGGGGAUGGUGGCGGUGUCAGGCAGUCUCUCUGUACUGCUGGACUCCAUCUUGUGUGCCCUGGGACCCCUGACCUGCCUCACAGCACAGAUCCCCCAGCUCAACGGAUGUCCCCGCCAAGUCUUGUCCAACACCUUGGACAACAUUGCCUACAUCAUGCCAGGGCUGUGAAGCCAACAGAAACAUUCCUUUCCCGUCUACUGAGUGUCCUCGCCAUGAAGUAAAACAUUUGGAGUGAGAGUGCCCAUCAUAGAAGCGUGGCUUGUGGCUUGGGAUGCAGACAAUUAUUUAUGCAGCAAGGCAUUGGAAAACAUGGAUAUUAAUACUUUCAACAUGUUUUUAAAAUGUAUUUUAAAAUU
Molecule: messenger RNA, 2185 nt
Organism: Oncorhynchus nerka (sockeye salmon)
Lineage: Eukaryota; Metazoa; Chordata; Actinopteri; Salmoniformes; Salmonidae
Gene: hmgxb4a
Product: HMG box domain containing 4a
Source: RefSeq, a predicted model, not a curated record